Messenger RNA from Suillus subalutaceus, 1783 nucleotides. RefSeq lists its product as uncharacterized. The transcript has 7 exons. Lineage: Eukaryota; Fungi; Basidiomycota; Agaricomycetes; Boletales; Suillaceae. The coding region runs from base 244 to 1458 and encodes 404 amino acids. The record is from RefSeq and is a predicted model, not a curated record.
GUUCAACGCUGCACGUGCAGCGUGCACUGGUUUCAUCAACUUUGUUAUUAUCACUACUAUCUGACUAGUAUCCUCUGAAAAGUAUCACAUGCAAUACGCAAGCCUGGAGUUGAGUUGGUCCUUCUAGUCCUGACUCCUAGCCAUCAUCCCAGCUUGAAAUAUUGAUAACUGCCAGUCCCGUUGAACGCGUUAUCCAAUCCCUACUACUUCAACUCACCUUUUGGCAUUGAACUCGGGGACACGAUGUUGGGCCAGCAGUCUCGCGACAGUUUGCGCCUUCUGGCCAGGAUACCACCAAUACCAUUUUUUAACUUGCAGAAGUUACCGCGCAGCCAGUCGACGACGUUAGUGCUGUCGGCCUCCAAAUAUAUCUUCUUCGUCUUGCUAUUGAUUAAUUUUCGGUCUCUACCAUUUGCCUGGCACAUUCGCGUAUUCCUGCCAGUCCUGCGACUCCGUCUCCAGUACUACCUCCUACGACUUCGCAUCCUGUUCAGGCCCAAAGAGGUCAGGACAAGGAUCCUUGCCGACUGGGGCGAAGGUUUAUGCCCAAUUGGCGCAAACCCCUUCGAGCUCGUGGCCGUUCAACAUGGCUGGACAAGUGUGGACGACGCCGAUUACAACGGACACCUCAGCAAUUCAAGUUACGCGAAGGUCCUCGAUAUAGCUCGCUUGAAACUGGUUCUGAAGGCCAUCCCUUCGUUCGCAAGGAGUGGUGGGUGGAUGGCUCUGGGGUCUACUCACUUUCAUUUCAUUCGAGAAAUACCGUUCCUGAGGAGCUACGAGAUAAGACUCUCCAUCGGGGCAUGGGACCAUAAAUGGAUGUACCUUAUUGCUCGCUACGUCUCUUUCCCAAAGAACAGACAUAGUGAUACCACCUAUAAACUACAUGUAGACGAAUCAGGUCAGCAACUGGGGACUAAUAACGAUAGUGCCGGACUAUCAAAGACACCGACAACAUCAAAUGACUUUCCUCGGAUUUUGCUGAGCACGCCUGCGGAAGACUUGACCACCCCUGCGACCCCCGGCAGUGUAACUGAAGCAGAUUCCAACCUUCAAGCUGAAAAGACAGCAAAGGCAAUGGAAGGCCUGGCUGCUGCACAGUCAAGAAUGCUUGAGUCCGACGGUGCCGUACUUCACUGUGUGGCGAUCUCACAUAUUUGCUUCAAGCACGGCCGCAUUACAGUGCCUCCUGGCGUUAUUCUCCCAUGUGAAGCCGCGCCGUUCUCGUCGACGAACCCUCCCCCUCACUGGAAGAAAGCCCAAGCAUUACGCGUCGCUCCAUCAGGCAGCAUGCCCGCAUUUGCAAAAUUUCUGAAAGGAGGCUGGCGCGAUGUGCCUGGAGACGAAAGGUGGUGGGAGGAUGCACUGGAUGGGCCAAUAGAAGAGCAGCGAAAGGCAAAUAUCGAAGUCCUUGAUUCCAUCAGGAAAGGGAUGGAAGGGGCGAGGUUCAUUGGAUAGUUAGUGAAAAAGUUUUCCAUAUCACCGAAAGCUAGCUUUCACUAAAACCACGUAACUCAUGCCUCCUCUCGCCUCAACCCUGUUGUUGGUCGAGGCUAUAAGACGGCUUUCUUCUCAUCGAAGGCAGCCUCACUUACACACGGAUUUUUGCCGCCGAGUCCUUUUCCAAUUUAUUGUUGGCCCAAAGUAAGGGGCAAAUUUCGGAGAUGCGCGUUCAAAAUCGCAGUCACACAAUAUAUUAUUGCCAGCUCGACGCUCGACCCGCGGCGUUGGCAUUGGCGUCGUAUUGUUCUCAUUCCAGCCAGAACUGACACUGACUACCGAG